AUGCCUACGGGCGCGCAUGUUGCUCCCUACCCUGUGCGCCCACGCAGGCAGCAGAUUUCGUUCUCCCCAUAUACGCUCAUUAUUAUCCCGCUUCUCGUGUUAUUUUCGUCCAAUUCGGCGUUAGUGGUGGCACAGGAGAACGCACCUCAGGCCCUCCUCAAAUUCAAAAGUUCCCUAGUCAACGAAGACCCUGCCCUCGCCAACUGGGGCUCGUCCGCAGCCCCAUGCUCUGGGGACCGUCCCAACUGGACCGGAAUCCUCUGCUUCAAUGGCUACGUUUGGGGGUUGCAGCUCGAGAACAUGAACCUAAAGGGCCAAAUAGAUGUCGAUUCCCUCACCCCAUUGCGUUUUCUGAGGACCCUGAGCUUCAUGAACAAUAGCUUCGAGGGCGUGAUGCCCGACUGGAGAAAGCUCGGGGCUCUCAAGUCCUUGUAUCUGUCGAAUAACCAGUUCUCUGGACGGGUCCCGGACGAUGCCUUCAAGGGCAUGACCUCCUUGAAAAAGAUUUACAUGGCUAACAACAGGUUCACAGGCCCCAUCCCUACGUCCCUUGAAUCCCCCAAGCUGAUCGAGUUGAGGCUCGAGAACAACCAGUUCACGGGUACAAUACCUUCCAUCAGCUCGGACAACCUCAAAACCCUCAACGUCUCGAACAACGAGCUGGAGGGCCCCAUCCCCAGGCCUCUGCUCAACAUGGACCCAAGCUCUUUCUCAGGCAACAAAGGGUUGUGCGGGGCAAAACCACCUCUGCAGCCAUGCGAACCCCCGAUCCCGCCACCAGACAUGGAGCCUCCCCUCGUAUCUCCACCAGAAGCCGGUGGGGCCAACCUCAACGGCGGCAAUUCACCUGCAUCUUCACCAUCACCUGUAAGGAUCGCGAUAAUCGUGUUAUCAGCCCUGCUCGGGCUUUUCUUGGUUGUGCUGCUUUUCCUCGUGUACAGAAGGAGCCGCAAGAGCAGCCAGACACCCCGGCUCGGGAGGGAACUUACACCACCGGCACUCACACACUCGGCCUCUAAAAAAAUUAGCGUCUCGAAUGAAGUUGCUGCCGCCCAAAUGGGUGGGGUCAGUGAAAUGAAAGGCGGCGCGGAACAACAGCAGCAGCAGCAGCAAGGAGGAGGAGGAGCGGCGGGUAAACUGUCGUUCGUGAGGGAUGAUCGACAAAAGUUUGAUUUGCAGGAUUUGAUGAGGGCUUCGGCUGAGGUGUUGGGAAGUGGAAAUUUUGGGGCUUCUUACAAGGCAGUGCUGGUGGAUGGGGAGGCACUUGUCGUCAAGAGGUUCAAGCAGAUGAAUAAUGUGGCCAAGGAAGACUUUCAUGAGCACAUGAGGAGGCUCGGCAGGCUCAAGCACCCAAAUCUGCUGCCUCUGGUUGCCUACUUAUACCGAAAAGAAGAGAAGCUCCUGGUCUUUGAAUACGUCGAUAACGGCAGCCUGUUCGCACAUCUUCAUGGAAAACAUUCGGCAGGGCUUACUUGGGCGAGCAGGUUAAAGAUCAUAAAAGGAGUGGCAAAGGGGUUGAAUUAUCUACAUACCGAGCUUCCAGCCCUGAACAUACCUCAUGGACACCUAAAAUCGUCGAACGUGCUAAUAGACGAUGACUUCAACCCCAAGCUGAUGGACUACACUCUGGCGCCAGUGGUGAACCCCAGCCAGGUGCAUGAAAUCCUGGUGGCUUACAAAUCGCCGGAGUAUGCCAAAACUGCUCGUGCUUGCAAGAAAACAGAUGUCUGGUGCUUGGGGAUUCUGAUACUAGAGACCCUCACGGGGAAGCUCCUGGCCAAGUACCUUUCACAGGGUAGCGGGCAGUACAGUGCCGAGUUAGCUGGAUGGGUGAAUGCGAUUGCUGGGGAACCGAGUGCACUAGUUUUCGACAAGGAAAUGGAGAUUAGUGACGAAGGCUGCAGGGUUCAAAUGGAGAAGCUUUUACAGAUUGGAAUAGCUUGCUGCCAGGAGGACCUGGACAAGAGGUUGGAUUUGGAGGAGGCACUCAAACAGAUCGAACAAGUACACGAGUCAUGA
This is a messenger RNA of Striga hermonthica, 2019 nucleotides long. Lineage: Eukaryota; Viridiplantae; Streptophyta; Magnoliopsida; Lamiales; Orobanchaceae. The record is from the annotation of a GenBank genome assembly.